Cimex lectularius (bed bug) is the source of this 2989-nucleotide messenger RNA. Its product is annotated as armadillo repeat-containing protein 2. The coding region runs from base 218 to 2887 and encodes 889 amino acids. The transcript has 16 exons. Lineage: Eukaryota; Metazoa; Arthropoda; Insecta; Hemiptera; Cimicidae. Gene Ontology annotation, molecular function: phosphatidylinositol binding; ubiquitin binding. Gene Ontology annotation, biological process: cilium organization. The record is from RefSeq and is a predicted model, not a curated record.
AUAUGAAAUAACAUGUGGAUAAUAUGUUUGUUUAGUAUUGUUUACUAUUGUAGAAAUUUUUUUUUAAUCACAUUUUGUUUUUAGUUGGACAAAAGGCGUCAAUUUAGGUCGAGUUUAAGUUUUAAAGUAAUUAUGAAGUCUUAAUCUGUUCCAAAGGCUUGAGCUUGAGGAAAAUAAAACCAAGAGUGUCUCCAAUAUUGAUUAGCUAAAAGGUGCGAUGAUGGAACCACAGCGAGCUUUCUAUAGGCCUCCCAGCUGCCUUUUAAAGACAAGUGCUGAAAUAAUAAGUGAAGCGAGGGCGGAAAUGGCGACAAAGCCUGUCAACACGAAAAGACCCUUUACGCCCAGAGAGAGGCAAAGGACACUCUUCGGAUCGCUAAAAGCCGGAACUAGUCGCCCACCUAGUUCAAUUAGCUUGAGACAGGUUGAGUUUCAGGAUGUUGAAAAUAACGUGAAACUACCACCGUUGCGCAGCACGAGCAGCGUUUUCAAAGUGCCGAACCGUCUGCCACCCUGGAGGCUACCAGACUUUCCGUCGAGGGUCUCCUCGUCAUUAAGCAACUUGCCAGAGGAGGUAGAAGUUGAACCACCAACUGACAUAAGGUGGUCUGAGAUUCUUCGGCAGACACACAGCAGCCCGCAGGAGAGGACGGAUUUCACCGAGAAGGUCCCUAGGCCUCGGAACCUUUCUGCGCUUACCUCCUCUUGGUACCAGAGGGAGAAAGCGAGCCUAAAAAAUAAGAACUACUUGCGCAGGAAACACAGCAAUUUUAAAGGUCUCGCUCCAAGGAACGACUCGAUCAAAGAGUCGGACGAGAAUGACGAUGUGCAAACGCUUACGAUCAAUCAUCCAAAUAAAUGCGUCAACUACUUUAAAACCCCGUCUAUACAACCGCUGUUGAAAAGCAAAUCGAGCACUGAUAUUGUAGAAGACAAUAGGAUCAAUGAGAAGAAAGAUGUUGAAAAACCAGUCGAAACAGUAACAAUUAUCGACCUUAUAAACAAAAUAAAUGCACUGCACGAUAAUUGCGGGAAAGAAAAUUCUCUCGAGCAAGAAGUUACACCGAUUCUAACUGAGCUCUACCCUAAAGUACAGAGCGAGAUGACACAUAAAGGAAGCAACAAAGUACAAAGUCUGAUUUUAAAAUCACUUUAUAAAUAUGUAGAAAAUGCUAGUGACCCUCUGCUCUUGCAAAUAUCAAAAAUCAUACUGGCUCUCAGAGUCAAAGGUCCGAAUUUGUCCUCGGUAACAAAAUUGAUAUUCAAAGUUUCAAGGAGCGAUAAAAAUGACAGUUUGUUCCUCGAGGGAGAUUUAUUAGAGCUGUUUGUCGAGUCUUUGGGUAGGGCAAGUCCCAUCGAUGAUGCUGAAGCUUGCAUUUACGGCUAUGGAGCUCUGAAGUUCCUCACGAUGAACCAACAACUCCUCCUAGUCGCCCUCCGAUUGGGAAUUUUAGAUUUGAUGGUCUUGCAUCUCAAAAUUGUAAAUAACGCUAGGCUAGAGUUGUUAGCAAUACCAGAACAAACGAGCCACGCUAUGUUCCAAUUAACUGGGACAUUGAGGAAUGUGGCCAGUGAGGAGAUCACUUUAAGCCAUUUUGUUAAAACAGGAGCGAUCGGACAGCUUUGUACAUCAAUGGAGUUAUUUUCAGCUGAUCUUGACUUAGUGAGCAACCUUGCCAGGACGAUAAGCAUUUUGUCCACACACAACGAGUGCUGCGAUUCCAUCAUUAUGCACGAAAACAGCUUCCGUUCAAUAAUCAAAAUAUUCAACAAGUAUCCUGGAAGGCAAGACAUAAUAGUGAGAUUCGCCUACGCUCUUGGGAACAUCAUUGCUAAAAGUGAAUCAGCCAGAUACAAGCUUUAUAAAGAGCCUGGAUCUAUGACGGCGAUUUUGAACAUUUUAGAGAAUUAUCUUGAUAAAGAUCUAGAACAAAUGAAAAAAAGUGGGUUGAACAGCUUGAAACAAAACAGCCCCGAAUGGGCUUCUGACGGUUCCAUCGAAGAUGUCAUAAUCAAGAUGAUAAGAAUAGUUGCGAACAUGAGCAUGAAUUAUGAUGUUGGAAUCGGAAUGACAUGCGUGAGCUACAUUUACGAUGACACCAAUAACGACGUUGGCACCAUCGAUCAACAGAAGGCUCAAGACGGAGGAAGAUUUUUAGACCUUCUGUUGAUGGUCUUAAGACGAAAGUCGGCUGCAGAGAGUGAAGAACUAGUCAUGUCGACCCUCAGCACGCUCAACAACCUUUCGUACUAUGCAGAGCCCGAUGCAGCGUCCGAAGGACCUUUCGCUCUCAGGCAGAUAGAAAUCACCCAAGUCCUGAGCACACUUCUACUCACGAAAAACGAAGAGAGCAUGAUUGAAGUGACAAGAGUUUUGGGCAACCUGACCAGAUCGAAAGAAGUCAGAGAUUACAUUUUGGAAAUUGGAGGAAUAAGCCAGUUAGUCCGGUGUCUUGAACACGAGAAUAAAGAGCUUUUGUUCACGACGACCGGUGUCCUCGUGAAUUUAAUGGCAGAUUGGGAUAAGCGUCUUGCAUUCAAGGAAGCACACGGAGUGCAAAGGCUGAUAGUAGUGCUUAAGCAGUCUUGCGAAGGAGACUGGCGUCUGGCAAGCUUGGUAUGCCAGGCUUUGUGGAAUUUCUGCAUCGACUCGACCCACUUAUACGCCGCGCUUGGGAUCCAGCCGACGAACAGCUUGCUGGCCGUUUUGGUCGAUCUUCUCGAUGAAGAAAAAUUGUUUGGCGUUACCGAAGGUUCGGAAGUACCGGACAGGAUAUCGGAAAGCGCCGAAUACAGACUUUGGGAACAGUUCGCCAACGUCGCGACGAAUCUACUGGAAAAAAUUGAACAGUAUUUGGAAAAUUUGCAGGCCUUCAACGAAAAAUAAGUCCCGGAUUUUAAGAUUUGUAUUAUUGUAUUUUAUGAAUUGUAAGCAUUUUAGCCAAUGUAAUAACUCAAUGUAGAUAGCCAUUAAAAAUAGUGAAACUGA